AUAAAUUUCGAAAUUUUUUUUCCUUUUUAAAAGAAAAAUGGGUCGGGAUAUUCCUGUGAAAACAGACAAAGCUUACCGCCAGCUUAAAACUACGGUAGACAAACAAAACCGCAAGAGAGCAAAGAUAUCUCCCAAAGAUCAAGGAACAUAUGUGGAUGGUCAUAGAAACAUUUCAGUUGCCAUCGACUCUAAAGAUUUGACCAAAUCUCUGAAAACAACAUCUAGUGAGUUGCUUCAGUUGGAAGAUGAAGGGGAUGUUAACAGUAUUCUUUACAGUCGUCAGGCUCUUCACUUUGGAGCAAAGAAACAGUUUCAGAAAUCUAAGAAAUACUUUUCUCUUGCUCAUCUCAUGAACCCUGAUGAUACAGAAAUUCUUUCCAGCUACGCAGCAUCCCUGCUAUCAUGUGGUGAACACGAUCAAGCAAUGGAGUAUGCAGAACUUGUUUUAAGGUUGGAUCCUUAUUCUGUCAAGGCAUUGUCAGUGAAGGCUGAAUCUCUUUACCAUACCUGCUGUUUCGAGAGAGCACUUGUUAUCUUCUUGAGGGUUUUGAGGCUCUCACCUGAACAUGAAAAUGCCAAGUUAGGGACUGCUAAAUGCCGGAAAACAAUUUUGGAUUGUAUUGGAGGAGAAAACCUGUUCUCAUUCAAGGGUCUACAGGAGGCCAUAAAUAAUUGUAAAAUGAAACCUGUUAGAAACAAAGAUGAGAAGAAGUUUAGAAAGAAGAAAGAAGAUCAAGAUUCCAAUAUUUCACGAGGCGGAAGGGUUAGGAAAUCUGACCGGCUCAGUAUUGAUGCUGAAUAUUUGACUGGUUUACAAAGUAUAUUAGAAACCCCAUCCUUAGCAGACGAGGAGAAUAUAGGAAGAUCUUCACAUCCUGAAUGUACUUUGGGGUAA
This is a messenger RNA of Eurytemora carolleeae, 895 nucleotides long. RefSeq lists its product as uncharacterized. Gene Ontology annotation, molecular function: protein binding. Gene Ontology annotation, cellular component: cytoplasm. The transcript is spliced from 15 exons. The coding region runs from base 38 to 895 and encodes 285 amino acids. Lineage: Eukaryota; Metazoa; Arthropoda; Copepoda; Calanoida; Temoridae. The record is from RefSeq and is a predicted model, not a curated record.